Messenger RNA from Globicephala melas (long-finned pilot whale), 3786 nucleotides. It is a transcript of the gene GPR173, whose product is annotated as G protein-coupled receptor 173. Gene Ontology annotation, cellular component: plasma membrane. Gene Ontology annotation, molecular function: gonadotropin-releasing hormone receptor activity. The record is from RefSeq and is a predicted model, not a curated record. Lineage: Eukaryota; Metazoa; Chordata; Mammalia; Artiodactyla; Delphinidae. Gene Ontology annotation, biological process: G protein-coupled receptor signaling pathway.
GCCAGCCUCUCUCUCCACCCCACCCCCUCUUUCUGGCGUCCAUCCCCUCCCCAACUCCACCUCUGCUGCUGCCUCUGGCUGUGGACCUGCACCUCUUCCCCAUCCCCGACAGGCCUGGGGAUCGAGGUGAGCCUGGAUGAGAGCUCCCACAACCUGGGGCUCUCCCAGGCCAUGGCCCGAGUGCUCCCAGGGAGGAGCCCCAGACCCUGAGCAUCUGCUGGAGGCUUGGCAGAGGCCCCGCGGGGACCGUGUCUUCUGAGGACAAAAGGCGGCGGCCAGCGGGCAGACAGGGAGGGGGAAGGGGGGACCGGCAGCCAGGUGGGCAGACGGGUAGCAGGGGCCAGUGCUGGCCCCCCUCCCAGCUUGGCGGUGGCGUGAAGAUGGGGGUGGGAGUGUGUAGUUGGGGAAGCACCUGCCUGGACCCCCACCUGCCAGCUAGCUGGGCACCCCAAGGCUGUGUGCUGCCCACCUGGUGUUCCCCAACACCCCCAGCCCUGCCCAGUGCACUCCUUCAGUGCCUGCUUCCCCUGAUGUCUGCGAUUUAGACCAGCCCGGCUGUAUCCACGGCAACAGAAGCAGGAAUGUCACUGGCUGCCAGCUCAUGGAGGGUCCCACAAUGUGGCCUGGGCUGUGAUUUAUCCUGAGUGAGACAGCUUGAGCCCCCUCCCUCGAUUCCAAGACAGCCCUGCUGAGAGAGCCAAGUCUCUUCUCACUCUUUCUCAUCCCCUCCAUUUCUGUCUCAAUUUGUGUCCAUUUUCUAUCUCUUUGUUCUCUCCUUUCUCACUCUCUCUGUGCCCCUGUGUGUGUUUUCUCUCUGUCUCUUUCCUGCCCUCAUAUCUCUGUCUCUCUGUGUCUGUGUCCUCAUUUGCAGGUGCAGCCCAGCAGGACAACUGAUGGAGUCCCCCGGGGCCCAUCGAGCACCGGACUGGCUGACCCCAUAGGGUUGGGAGCAGCCCCUGCCCCUCAGUAUGGCCAACACCACUGGAGAGCCCGAGGAGGUGAGCGGCGCACUGUCUCCACCAUCAGCAUCGGCUUACGUGAAGCUGGUGCUGCUGGGACUGAUCAUGUGCGUGAGCCUGGCGGGCAAUGCCAUCUUGUCCCUGCUGGUGCUCAAGGAGCGUGCCCUGCACAAGGCUCCUUACUACUUUCUGUUGGACCUGUGCCUGGCUGAUGGCAUACGCUCUGCCGUCUGCUUCCCCUUUGUGCUGGCUUCUGUGCGCCACGGCUCCUCAUGGACCUUCAGUGCGCUCAGCUGCAAGAUUGUGGCCUUUAUGGCUGUGCUCUUUUGCUUCCAUGCGGCCUUCAUGCUGUUCUGCAUCAGCGUCACACGCUACAUGGCCAUCGCCCACCACCGCUUCUACGCCAAGCGCAUGACACUCUGGACAUGCACAGCUGUCAUCUGCAUGGCCUGGACCCUGUCUGUGGCCAUGGCCUUCCCACCUGUCUUCGACGUGGGCACCUACAAGUUCAUCCGUGAGGAGGACCAGUGCAUCUUUGAGCAUCGCUACUUCAAGGCCAAUGACACGCUGGGCUUCAUGCUUAUGUUGGCUGUGCUCAUGGCAGCCACACAUGCUGUCUAUGGCAAGCUGCUCCUCUUCGAGUAUCGUCACCGCAAGAUGAAGCCCGUGCAGAUGGUGCCAGCCAUCAGCCAGAACUGGACAUUCCAUGGUCCUGGGGCCACCGGCCAGGCUGCUGCCAACUGGAUCGCUGGCUUUGGCCGUGGGCCCAUGCCACCAACCCUGCUGGGUAUCCGGCAGAAUGGGCAUGCAGCCAGCCGGCGGCUGCUGGGCAUGGACGAGGUCAAGGGUGAAAAGCAGCUGGGCCGUAUGUUCUACGCAAUCACACUGCUCUUCCUGCUACUCUGGUCACCCUACAUUGUGGCCUGCUACUGGCGAGUGUUUGUGAAAGCCUGUGCCGUGCCCCACCGUUACCUGGCCACCGCUGUUUGGAUGAGCUUCGCCCAGGCUGCCGUCAACCCGAUCGUCUGCUUCCUGCUCAACAAGGACCUCAAGAAGUGCCUGAGGACUCAUGCCCCCUGCUGGGGCACAGGAGAUGCCCCGGCGCCUAGAGAACCCUACUGUGUCAUGUGAAGCAGGCUGGUAGGCAGACAGGCAGGGAGAAAGUCAGGGCCACCAUGAUGGGGCCAACAGAAGGGGAGAGGUGGGGCUCCAUAACAGGAGCCUUUCUUUCUGAGCUCCAGCCCCAGCCCCUCGAACCACCUGGAAUCUAGGUACCUUUGUCAGCACCUCCCCAGGGUUGGGGACUGGGUGGGGGACUAGGAAAGAGGCAUUUCUAGUUCUGUGGGGCCCGUCUCCGCCACCUCCUUCUCCACUUCUACAAUCUCUCUCUCUCUCUCUCUCUCUCUCACUCUCUCUCUCUCUCUCUCUCUCUCUCUCUCUCUCUCUCUCUCUCACACACACACACACACACACACAGAAGUGACAAUUCAGAAAAAAAACUGAAAAUGCAGGUUUUUCUACUCACAGCUGAGGAGACAGGCUUUCUUGCUUUAAUGUCUCUCCUCUGACAUUGUCCAGAAGGGGGAAAUUUGUCCUGUAAAAUAGACUUCCAGAGUCCUUAUUGUCCCCUCUGCUCCCACGUACCCUCCCCUUCCAAGUCCUUUAGCAAGGCCUGGAUGUUUAGAGAGAAAUUGAUCUGCUGACAAGAGGGACCGAAGGGGCUGCUGGGUUCCCAGGGAGCAAGGAAUGUUUAAUUGCUAUGUUGUGUGCAAUGUUGUUUUAGGCUAACCCUGGUCCCAAGCCCGGUCUUUUCUCCAUCCCCGCCAUGUCCAGACCUCCCAAGUGUUUCUUGAGCAUCUGUUUGAGAAGCCAGGAGGGGAGGGAGAAGGGCUUCUGGGAUGGGCCCAGGUUAGGUGAAGAGCAGGAUGUGAGUACACGCCUUGAGCUGAAGAGACCCCAGCUUGGCUGCAUUCUCUCAAGCUGCCAACUGGAUCCCCGUGCCCCAACUCUUCUUCUUGAGGAUGGAAAUCCACUCCAACCCCACCGGGGUUGAUGUGGGUGCCAUACAGGCAGGAGCAACCCCCCACCCCAUGGAAGUGUAGGGAGAAAGUCAAACUCUCCAGAAUGGCUGGAUCCCAAAGGCUGGGGUCAGAGUGGAAUGCAACCCCAGAAUUGUCUCCUGAGUUCAUGAUACUCUCCUGAAGAUGAAAAUUCUUUGAGGGACUUGGUAAGUCAUAGUGGUAUAAACUCCAGGGCACUGUGGACUUGAGUCCAUUCCUCUCUGACCUCUUUUUGUCCCCCUCAAGCCUCAGGAGCCUCAAGCCCCUCUGUGGUAACCCUUGGCCUUCUGGGCCCUCAGCCCCCAACUUCCUUGCACUGAACAACCCUUCCCCUCUUCCUCCCUCCACCAUUACUUCCACCCCAAGUGGAGCAGACUGCAGCCAGAAUCCCCAGGUGGGAGAUCCCAAGCCUCCUUCCCAGGGCAGAGUCCACUCUGGGCUCCCAUCAAGUCUCAUGGACUGGUGAGCCAAACUGGCAUUCUUUGCCUGGUCUUGCCCAAGUUCUCUGUCCCCCUCUCAUCUCCUGGAAGAGCAGGAGAUCUGUAUUUAUCCACCUCCUUUCCCUUCCCUACAGAAGCCCUUGUCCUACACUCCCUCCCUACUCCAAGACAGCUCCAGAACUGGGCAAACCUUGACCCAAGAGGGAUGGAGAAGGCACUCUAGGCAGGAGAGACACUAAUGAGCCUGGCUAUGGAGUGGCCUUGGAAAGGCAGGCCAGAGUGGCUGAGAGGCUGGGGGUGGGGGGUACCUGUUCUCUCAGUGAUAGU